AUGACUGUGGUUAAAUCCGAUGCAACUAUCACACCAAUAGAAAUAACAAUGAGACCUUUGAUAGAGAAUACAACGAGAACACAAAUAACUGUUGAUACAACAAACGCAGUUAGCAUUGAAGGACAAACCGAUUCUAGUUCUAACGAACAAACAGUUAAGCCUUUAGUACGGUCAACAGAACUUCUACCAAAAUUGCAAGAUACAAAAAAUAAUAUAAACAGUGAGGUAACAGCAAGUAACCAAUUAACAGAAUCAUCGUCCACUGUACCAUCAGUUACCGUUGACACAUCUUCAACCACGCUGUCUGAUCAAUCACGACAACCGUUUGUAACCGGAAACAUAGUCACAAGUACUAGCACACCAAAAAGCUCCACAAGUAGUUUAUCACUUGUAGAUUUACUAAAUGCUAUUUCUAAACUAGAAAACAUUACUUCAGAUGAGUUAAUUGAUGCAAUAUCACCCGCCUCUAACUCCAACAAUUCGAACAUUUUUGACAGCAGUGCAAAUGCGUCAGCAACUGUUCAUGAAGAUAAGACAAAAAAUACAACACCGUCGCAAAAAAUUAAUAACAACUCUGAAUCAACAGGAACCACUGAAUCAUUGCAAAGUAGUAAACAGCAAACAACAGAAGCAAACAUGAUGACGGACUCUACAACUGAUUUAAUUGUAAAUCCGGAUAUGUUAUUUAAUAUUGUAACAUCUAGAACGACCCGUAUUUCGCAACCACAAGGAGGUCGCUUCGGGGGAGGGAUGAGCAUUGCUAAAAUAACCCCUGUUGACAAUAUUGUAAAUAUUGAUUUAAAUAUCCCCGGUGGUGAAGCUAACGUUGAAAAGGAGAGAAAUAAAAUUGACGGGGGAUCAUAA
This is a messenger RNA of Ruditapes philippinarum (Manila clam), 864 nucleotides long. RefSeq lists its product as uncharacterized. The record is from RefSeq and is a predicted model, not a curated record. The transcript has a single exon. Lineage: Eukaryota; Metazoa; Mollusca; Bivalvia; Venerida; Veneridae. The coding region runs from base 1 to 864 and encodes 287 amino acids.